Molecule: messenger RNA, 693 nt
Organism: Brassica napus (rape)
Lineage: Eukaryota; Viridiplantae; Streptophyta; Magnoliopsida; Brassicales; Brassicaceae
Exons: 4
Coding region: 37-492 (151 amino acids)
Source: RefSeq, a predicted model, not a curated record
UUCUUUUCUCUCUCUCUCAGAUUUUGCAGAAGAAGAAUGGCGGAAGAACAACUUUACCAGCAGAUGUACCAGCUCGGAGAUGUGCUCAACGAAGCCACUGAUAGCUUGAUUUUUCAGGGUCUCAUCCAUGAAGGACAUGUUCAACUCCUACAUGCUGCUGGAAUAUCUAGCUUCACUUUGCUCAUAACCCAUAUGAGGGAGAAUGAUGGAGUGGAUGGCUUAGCUUCAGCCACACUGAACAUCAUAGUUGAAGAAGCAUACCGCAUUAGGGAUUUGAGAACCGCUGAAAAGAACCUCCAGACUACUGCCUCCAACAUUGGGAAAAAGGAUCAAAUGCACAGUUUGAACAAAAACAAGAAGAGAAUUCAGGAGCUGACUACCGCUCUCGCCUUGCGUCCAAAAACUGAUGCCAACGCUGGUCAGAGAGCGCACUGGAAGAGGGAGAAAGAGGCUUGUGAAACACGUGUAGCUAACAUGGAGCAGAACAACUGACCAACCCCCACGUAUGCAUUUCUAAAAAGACUAUACGAUGCAUCUCUAGACUUUUAAGAAAAAUUCCUUCUAUGCAAAAUGUUGACAAUGUUUUAGCUUUGUGAUCGUACGGUUCCAACAAGGUAUUUGCAUUGUGGGUUGUGGCUUGGAACCAUUCCCACUUGUGAAUCCAUUUACAAGGAUUUAGACAUGAACCAUAAA